Colletotrichum navitas is the source of this 7365-nucleotide messenger RNA. Its product is annotated as fatty acid synthase S-acetyltransferase. Bases 1 to 7365 code for a protein of 2454 amino acids. Gene Ontology annotation, molecular function: oxidoreductase activity; fatty acid synthase activity; 3-oxoacyl-[acyl-carrier-protein] synthase activity. The record is from RefSeq and is a predicted model, not a curated record. The transcript is spliced from 5 exons. Gene Ontology annotation, biological process: secondary metabolite biosynthetic process; fatty acid biosynthetic process. Lineage: Eukaryota; Fungi; Ascomycota; Sordariomycetes; Glomerellales; Glomerellaceae.
AUGGGUAGGAAUUUCGUUGCAGAUGGCCGCUCAAUGGCUAUCAUUGGGCUAUCCUGCAGAUUUCCCGGCGACGCCAACAGUCCUACUGCGUUCUGGGAGCUACUUUGCAAAGGGCAGUCUGCCUAUUCUACGGUUCCCAAAGACCGGUUCAACAUCAGCGCGUUCCACUCUGGGCCACGGGAAGGGCUGAACAAGUCUCGCACUGAAGGAGGCCACUUUCUUUCAGAUGAUAUUCGGCGGUGGGACGCCAACUUCUUCGGCAUCACGGCCGAUGAAGCCUCCGCCAUGGACCCCCAGCAGCGCUUGAUGAUGGAAGUCGCGUAUGAGGCGUUCGAAAACGCGGGCGUUACGCCAGCGCAGCUCGAUGGCUCCGACACGGGUGUUUGGAUGGGUGUUAACAGCAACGACUGGCGUGAGACCCUUUUCCGCGACCCGGAGGCUGCGCCCCUGCACACUUGGACUGGCACUGGACCGGAAUACAUCUCUGGGAGAGUUUCGUGGUUCUUUAACCUUCGCGGUCCGAGCAUGACAGUCAACACAGCCUGUUCGUCAAGUCUUGUUGCUUUGCACGAGGCGAGAAACGCCAUUCUUGCGGGCGACUGCAAGAUGGCCAUUGUCGGGGGGGCCAACCUCAUUUUUAACCCUGAAUACUUCCUAUACUACUCGAAUCAGAUGUUCCUCUCACCCGAUGGAAAGUGCAAAAGCUUCGACGCCGCUGGCGAUGGAUUUGGUCGCGGCGAGGGUCUCGGUGCCGUGGUGUUAAAACCCUUGGCCGACGCAGUACGGGAUGGAGAUGCGAUUCGAGCUGUUCUGAAGGGCAGCGGUGUUGGCCAGGAUGGCUGGACAACUGGCAUUACUUUGCCCAACGCAGAAGCCCAAGCCGACCUCAUUCGUAGGGUUUAUGCAGAGGCGGGUCUCCCGACAAGUCAGACUGGCUUUGUUGAGGCUCACGGCACGGGCACUAAGGUCGGUGAUCCGGCAGAGCUUGAGGCUAUUUCCAAAGCGCUGGGGACAACGACCGGAAAACAACACCUCCUGGUCGGUUCUGUGAAGACAAACAUUGGUCAUCUAGAAGCCGCAGCCGGAAUUGCCGGCCUCAUCAAGGCAGUGCUGAUGUUGGAGAAGGCACAAAUACCUCCAACCAUCGGCAUCAAGCACCUGAACCCAAGGAUCAAGUGGGACGAAUGGAAAAUGACAGUUCCCGAAGAACUUAUCCCAUGGCCAUCCAUCCAGGGACCUCGACGCAUCGGCCUGAGCUCCUUUGGCGCCAGCGGCACAAUCACUCACGCUAUAGUUGAGGACGGUGAAGAGUAUAGCAGACCCCAAGACGGUGUGUGCGACAAGCAAUCUCGCAGUCAUACACCCGCAGGUCUGCAGCUUAUCGUGCUUAGCGCUGGCGACAAGGAGGGCAUCAUGCGCCAGGCUACGAGUGUGGCCAAGUAUCUGCGAGAGUCCCGCGCUGCCACCCGUACAUCUCAUAAGGAGGGAGCAGAAUAUCUCAGGCGGCUGGCCUUCACGCUGGGAGCCAGACGAGCCCACCUAGCACAUCGAUGCUACACUGUGGUGCCAGAUAUUAAGGAGCUGUGUAACCGUCUCGCACCUCGUCAGCCAAGGGAGGACGCAGGUACGCCGCCGCAACUUGUGACGCGCAGAGCGGCGGUGUCUGACGCGGCUGACAGCAAGCUGCGCAUCGGUAUGAUCUUCACAGGCCAAGGUGCGCAGUGGGCACGAAUGGGCCUGGAACUGCUCAAGUACGACACAUUCCGGCAUAGCAUCGAAAGGGCCGAUGUUUUCCUUCGCCAAUCUCUUGGAUGCAAGUGGUCUGUUCAUAAUGAGCUAGGCGCCAGCGCGGAACAUUCCAACAUGAACAAAGCUGAGUAUAGCCAACCACUGUGUACGGUCCUUCAGGUUGCGCUCGUAGACCUGUUAGCAUCGUGGAAUAUCACCCCCGCUGCUGUAACUGGCCACUCGAGCGGAGAGAUCGGAGCUGCGUACGCGCUCGGAGUCCUGUCGGAAGAGGACGCGUGGACAGCCGCCUACUGGCGGGGAAACCUCGACUCGCGGUCGAAGCAGCCCAAAGGAGCUAUGCUGGCCGCUGGUAUGUCUCAAGACGAUGCACGAGCGCUUGUGGCCCGCGUGCCUCGAUCCGAUGGCGUGGUGGUAGUCGGCUGUGUCAACUCGCCCUCGAGCGUGACACUCUCGGGCGACGAGAAGGCUAUCGAAACCGCCGGAAGGCUCCUCACCGAGGCUGGUAUCUUCAACCGCAAGCUCAAAGUAGACGCUGCAUAUCACUCACCCCAUCAAGCUCGCGUGUCGGACGAGUAUUUCAUGCGCAUUCGACACAUUAAGCCCCGGCCAGCAAAGCCGGGCCGCAUCAUGUUCUCCAGCGUCACCGGAAAAGCGGUAGCAAGUCAUCUGGAUCUCGGCCCAGCAAACUGGGUCCGUAACCUGGUUUCUCCCGUACUCUUUGCUCAGUCGGUUGAGGCUAUGCUCCGGUCAGAGGAGGCCGGGAUAGAUGUGCUUCUCGAGGUCGGACCACAUGCUGCCCUUGCUGCUCCAUGCCAGGGUACCAUGUCAAGCUGCGGAGUCACGCUGGACUACCUUUCGGUGCUGACCCGCGGCGAAGAUGCGGUCGCAACAUCUUUGGCCGCCGCCGGUGAUUUGUGGGCCCGCGGCGCCGGCGUCGACGUCAGCUCCGUAAAUAGCCCGGAGCAGCCCGGAGCCCCCGAUACCCGGCCCCAGCUGCUCACCGAUCUACCACCGUAUCAAUGGAACCACGCCCGGUCGUACUGGACCGAGUCGCGCUUAGGGUCCGAGUAUCGCAACCGCCAGCAUCCCCACUACCGAUUUCUCGGAGCUCCACUCCCAACCUUGGUAGCAGGCGAGUAUAUGUGGCGCGCACUGAUUCGGCCCGACGAGGAACACUGGUUGCGAGACCACAAGAUCCAGGGUACAGUCGUCUACCCUGCAGUCGGGUACAUAGCCAUGGCAGUCGAGGCGGCACGACAACUGGCUACCAAGGACGGACAGGAUGGCGUGCGCAAAGUCCGCGCAUUCCGCCUCCGCGAAGUCGAGUUUCUGGCAGCCACGCAGCCUGGGGAGCAUGAGCCAAUAGAGAUGACAAUAUGCGCUCGCCAUGCAACCCAGGAUCGACCGGAUGCAGCUGCGGGCGCGACGCAGGGGUGGUACCACUUCACCAUCUCCACUUGUACCGAUGGACAGGCGGUCCGAAAGACCUGUGCGGGCUUCAUAACAAUUGAGCGCGAGCCUUCUCCGGAGUCUUUCGAGGCGUAUGAGCUGGCCAAGAUGAACUGCGACAUCAAAAACCGGUUCCUUGAGGCUCAAGAGGCAUGCCGUCAGAGCAAGAAGCCCGAGACUCUGUACGAAGAGCUCGCGCGCAUUGGACUUGAAUUCGGGCCAGCUUUCCGCAACAUGUCUUCUAUCUGGAUGGGUGAGUCGCAGAGCUACUGCACUGUUGAUGUGGUCAACCCUUCGUCAGAGAGAGAUGGAUGGUCAGGGAGCGAAGGGGAAGAAGCCGAGCGUCCCUUCAUUAUCCAUCCUGCCACAUUCGACCCCAUCACUCAAACCAUUGCGCCCGCUAUGGGCUUCCUGUCGCGGACCCCCGUCCCAACGGCGAUUGAUGAAUUACUCAUAUCAGUUGACAUCCCGUACAAGGUCGGCGAGCGGCUGCACGUCUUCUCUUCUGUGGUUCCCCGCGCCAACCAUGACUUGCUGAGCGAUAUCUAUGCACUCGACGAGUCUUUGGAUCGACCUGUGUUAUCACUGCGAGGCUUCAAAGCCGCUCAGUUAGCACCACGCGACUGCAGUAGUAGCCUAGAAGAUGCGCACAAUAUGUGUGGUCGUAUUGAGUGGAGGCCCGCGCUGGAUGUUUUGAUCAGGUCUCCCGACCACCUGAAAGAGUAUCUGCUCCACGCGGCGGCUGGCAGCGCCAGUAUGACAGAAAGAGUGCAGAGAGAGUUCAUAAACCUCAUCUUCCACAACUUGCCCGAAUCCUCGAUCCUCGAAGUCGGGCCAGAGGCUUCAGGAUCAGGUGACGUUGGAUUCAGCUCCACCAUAUUGCAAGGGUUGCAAGAAGAUAUCUCUGCCCCUUGGCAUCAUAUUUUGGACCAUACCCUCGCCGUCUGGAGGGACACCUUCCAGGUUAUUUCACCGGAAAAAGAAACACAACCGCCGCCUUCAUUGGAUGAUGUUCAAUUCGAUGUCGUCUUCGUUCAAUGGUGCAUGCCGACAGACCAGGCAGAUGCUGUUGUGAGGGAAGCCGUGCAGAAGACGAAGCAGUCGCAUUCCCUUGGCUUGACCUGCUUCAGAGGUCCCUCGGGUGAGCUCGAGGCAGCAAUGUCCAAGAUUGGGUUCAAACCUUUUCUUUCUAUGAAGGACCCGGAGUCCGAUGACAGUUUCGUUGUUAUCCGCGCACUUCCUGAGACCGACUGCAAGGAUGGCAUUAAUGCUCGAAAAAGUUCAAACGAGCAGGACAGCCAAAAUACAAUCAUCAUCCAGGCGGCAGAACCAUCAGAAUUGGAAGAGGCCGUCGCCAUAGGCUUAUCCAAGGAGCUGCAACAGAGAGAUGUCAAUUUUACAGCCAUCAAGUGGGACGAACUUGACCGCGAGCCCGGCCUGCUCAACAAGGCACAUAUCAUUUGUCUCGUCGAGGUCAGCACUACCAUGAUUGCUGACCUGGACGAGCGUGCAUUCGCAACGUUUAAGAGUCUGGUUACCGAGGCGAAUAAAAUUCUCUGGGUAACUUACCAGGGACGGGUUAAUGACGGUGACAUGCAGAUUGGAGCAGCUGUGAAUGGUCUUGCCCGCAGUCUCAAGAAUGAAGACGCGAGGGUCAAGUUCCGAGUCGCACACUUUGAUCAUCUGUCGUCACCUCAGUCUGAAGCCAUGGCGGGGAUGAUCCGGCGCUUGGCCUUUAGCGACACGCGCGAUGAAGAGUUCAACAUCAGAAAGCUCAAUGAUGACGAUGACGGCCUCCUCGUGGCGUACUGUUCCCGCGUCAUUCAUGAUAUGGAAUUGAGCAACUACGUGGAAGAGAAGCAGAGAUCCCACAUCGAUUUCGUGCGCCUAGACAGCGUCGGCAAGCCGUCAGCCACAGUCGCUAGCCAGAACAACACGGGUGCCUCGUCGAGCAAAUCCGUCAUAAAAUUAGACAUUGCCGAGCGAGGUCAGCUCGAUACGCUACACUUCGUCCAGCACGAUGGCGAACUGGCUCUUGACUUGCCCGAGGAUGAGGUCGAGGUAAGGGUGCAUGCAUCUGGUUUAAACUUCAAAGACAUCAUGAUUGCCAUGGGGCGGGUCGUAGGCACCAUGGAGGGUGCGGAAGGCAGCGGAGUGAUCGAGCGCGUUGGGAAAAGCGUCACCACCUUGAACGUGCAGGAUCGUGUUGUAUGUUUGGCCAUCGGGAUGCACGCAUCCGUAGUCCGCAUCAAAGCCGCGGCCUGCAGACGUAUCCCGGAUACCAUGUCCUUCGUCGAGGCCGCCUCGUUACCUGUUGUUCACUGCACCGCAUACAACGCUUUCGUACGCAUCGCCCGCCUCGAGACAGACGAGAUACAGGACAUCCGCAAGACGGUGCUCAUUCAUGCCGCAGCAGGCGGCUUGGGCCAAGUUGCAAUCCAAUACGCCCAACACUUCAAUAUGGAGAUCUUUGUGACAGUGGGCUCCGAUAUCAAACGCGAGCUUGUCAAGAAACUCUACGGUAUCCCAGAGGACCACAUUCUCUGCUCGAGGGAUACCAGCUUCGCUAUGGCGGUCAAGCGCAUGACCAACCAGCGAGGUGUCGACCUCGUCCUCAACUCGCUGUCAGGCGAGAUGCUGCGCGAGACUUGGCAGUGUCUUGCUCCCGGCGGAACCUUCAUCGAGGUGGGCAAGGCGGUUCUGGACAGCUUGCGGCCACCUGCUGGCAAUGAAAUCGGCGCUACAUAUACCGUGUUUGACCUCGAACACAUCGUUCGCGGUGAUAGCAGACUGACGGGCAGAUUGCUCGACGGCGCACUCGACUACGUCCGACGUGGCAUCACGAAACCAGUCAGCCCUUGCCGUCAGCUCCCUAUCAGCGACGUCCACGAGGCGUUUCGGCUCAUGCAAACCGGUCGACACACUGGCAAGCUUCUCUUCUCGUGGACAGGCGAUUUCACGGUGCCGGUGCGGCGACCGAAUAUCCUCAGCGUCGUAGCGUCUUCGCCUGCUUCCAGACUUCGUUCCGACGCCACGUACGUUCUUGUUGGCGGCCUUGGCGGUAUCGGAAGAAGUCUAGCUCGCAUGCUAGUCGAAAUGGGAGCCCGAAACCUGUGCUUCAUCUCUCGCUCGGGCCUACGCCCAAAACCAGCAAGCGCCCUCGCUGCCGAGCUCGAAGCAAUCGGCGUGAAGGUGAAGGCAUACGAGUGUGACGCCGCCGAAGCCGCCCAGGCUGAGGAGGCUCUCUCACGCUGCCGAGCUGAAAUGCCUCCCAUCAGAGGUGUCCUCCAGUGUGCAAUGGUCUUGCGAGACUGCACGUUUGCCAAUAUGGACUUCACCCAGUGGACCGAGGCCGUUCGUCCCAAGAUACAGGCCAGCUGGAACAUUCACAGCCUUCUCGCAACGUCGAAAAUCGACUUCUUCGUCAUGCUGGCCUCAUUCGCCGGGUACUUUGGCAACGCCGGCCAAAGCAACUACGGUGCCGGCUGCGCGUUCCAAGAUGCCUUGGCCAACCACCGUCGAUCCAACGGUCUACCCGCUGUGUCGCUAGAUCUCGGUAUCAUUAAUGACGUGGGUGUCCUAGCAGAGACAGGCAUGACCGACAACCUCCGCGACUGGGCGCCAAGCUUCGGCAUCAGCGAACGCAAGCUGCAGAACCUUGUUCGCGUUGCCAUCCAAGACCAACUUGCCGGCACGGGCGUCGUCGCUGCACAGAUCCCGACGGGCUUCGCAUCUCUGAGAGCAGCGAACGCGGCAGGCAUCCCGCGGCCAUCGUACCUCGACGACCCGCGCUUCGCGAUACUGGCAUCCGAAGGUCGGCUGGCUGCCCCGUGCUCGACGGAAGGCGGACAGAAGCAGCAGGCCGCACCCUCGUUUCGACAACGACUGGACGCGGCGAAGGCUGCCAAGUCCGCAGCGGAAGUUCGUGCUGUCGUGAGCGAGAUGUUGACCCAGAAAGUGGCGCAGUGCCUGAAGGUCACCGAGGACGAGGUCGACCAAGGCAAGAGCUUGCCGUCAUACGGUAUCAACUCGUUGGUGGCUAUUGAGAUUCGCAAUUGGUUCUUCAGGGAGAUCAAUGCUGAGGUGACCAUCUUUAAUCUCAUAGCUCCAGUGUCUCUCAGCAAACUGGUGGAGAAUAUUGCAAACGGUCUUUUGCCGGAAAACUGA